Molecule: messenger RNA, 1665 nt
Organism: Macadamia integrifolia
Lineage: Eukaryota; Viridiplantae; Streptophyta; Magnoliopsida; Proteales; Proteaceae
Product: sphinganine C4-monooxygenase 1-like
Exons: 10
Coding region: 211-1500 (429 amino acids)
Biological process (GO): nucleosome assembly; lipid biosynthetic process
Cellular component (GO): chromatin; nucleus
Molecular function (GO): iron ion binding; oxidoreductase activity; chromatin binding
Source: RefSeq, a predicted model, not a curated record
GAUAGGGGUCCGACUCAGGACAUAGAAUCAGGAAGAUCGUUUAAAUACCAAAAGGCACUUCCCCUUACGAACCCCUCCGCCGGUUUUGUCUCCCACUCCCAGGGACCUUAACCCUUUCAUUUACUGUGUUACUCUUCAGUCUCUGCCGCUCCUUGAGAACAGUCAGUGUUGAGACGAUCAGAAGAACGCUAGGGUUUUCUUUUGGUGAAGAUGGUUGCUGACAAGGCGAAGAAACCGAAGGUUGCGGAGAAAGGUGAGGAGGAAGAGUCAGAUCACAUUGAUGGUGAGCUCGUUCUCUCCAUCGAGAAGUUGCAGGAGAUACAAGACGAGCUCGAGAAGGUUAAUGAGGAAGCAAGUGACAAAGUCUUGGAAGUGGAGCAAAAGUACAACGAGAUACGCAGGCCUGUCUAUGAGAAGCGGAAUGAAAUUAUCAAAUCUAUUCCUGACUUCUGGUUGACUGCUUUUCUCAGUCAUCCCGCACUUGGUGAUCUGUUGAGCGAGGAAGACCAGAAGAUUUUUAAGUACCUAAGCUCUCUGGAUGUAGAAGAUUUUAAGGAUGUGAAAUCGGGGUACUCAAUUACUUUUAGCUUCGGUCCAAACCCUCAUUUUGAAGAUACAAAACUUACCAAGACUUUUACUUUCUUUGACGAAGGCACAACUAAAAUUACUGGUACAACGAUAAAGUGGAAAGAGGGCAUGGACAUCGCUAAUGGAGGUAAUCAUGAGAAGAAAGGGAGCAAAAGGCCUAUAGCAGAAGAAAGCUUCUUUAGCUGGUUUAGUGAAACUCAACAAAAGGACAUUUCAGAGGGCAUUCAUGAUGAGGUGGCUGAGAUAAUCAAGGAGGAUUUAUGGCCCAACCCUCUCAAAUAUUUUAACAAUGAGGCUGAUGAAGAGGAUAUUGAGGAUAUUGAUGGAGAUGACGAUGACGAUGACGAUGACGAAGAGGUAACGAGAAAUGAUAAUACGGCAGCCCUAGAUGUGCAACCUAACUUUCUUGUGGUAGUGAGGCAAUUCUUGAUUGCAAUGCUAGUUUUGGAUACAUGGCAAUAUUUCAUGCAUAGAUAUAUGCACCACAACAAGUUCUUGUACCGGCAUAUCCAUUCUCAACAUCAUCGUCUGAUUGUUCCUUAUGCUUUUGGAGCUCUAUAUAACCAUCCUUUGGAGGGUCUUAUUCUAGACACAAUUGGUGGGGCCCUAUCAUUCCUCCUCUCUGGUAUGUCACCCCGAAUAUCCAUAUUCUUUUUCUCCUUUGCUACCAUCAAGACCGUGGAUGAUCAUUGUGGAUUAUGGCUUCCUGGGAAUCUCUUCCGUGUGUUCUUCAGAAACAAUACUGCCUAUCAUGAUGUCCAUCACCAGCUUUAUGGCAACAAAUACAAUUUCUCACAGCCGUUCUUUGUUCUGUGGGAUAGAAUUCUUGGAACCUACAUGCCUUACACACUUAAAAAGAGAGAUGGUGGGGGUUUUGAAGUGUGUCCUUCAACAGAUUACAAGGUCGACUGAUUAUGUGGCAGAAUCCACUGUUUGCUACGAAUUUGUAGCAUUAUAACUUCCAAGGAGAUGUCUUUGUUUAUAUUUGACGCUGUGUUUGUAUUUGUAUAAUCUUGUACUCUAUUUCUUUGUUCAUAUAUAAGUUGAAAGUUAGUUAAUGGAAAUUUAUAUUCUUCA